Pomacea canaliculata is the source of this 7808-nucleotide messenger RNA. RefSeq lists its product as uncharacterized. The record is from RefSeq and is a predicted model, not a curated record. NCBI's taxonomy places the organism in Eukaryota, Metazoa, Mollusca, Gastropoda, Architaenioglossa, Ampullariidae. Gene Ontology annotation, molecular function: protein binding.
CUCUAGUUGGCUUUACAUGUGACGAGUUGUGUGCUCCUGCGCCUAGACGUCGUCGGCGUCAUAUUUGUAUUUCCGCUGUAGGUCAGAUGGGGUCACCAGUCUCGACGGAGUUUUAGGUCACGGAAGGCGGAGACUGUCCCCUGAAAACUUGGCAGCCAGUGGGCUGAGAACUUUGCAUUUGACAGUCGCUUGUAGGCGGCUUGCAUUUCAGGCAGGUAGUAUGCACUUGUCCGAGGAUGGGCUUGUAACGAUUUAGUCUAUACUGCUUACGUAAGCGCCCAGCAGUUGAUGUCGUCUGCCCCGCACGGACGGGUAGGCUUACCCAGGGAGAGGCAUCUGUGAGCGUGAAGACAAAGCAACAACACAUGAGUUGCCUGGAACAUUGGGCCUGUUUAUCAAGAAAAGGGAAAAGGAUUAAGGUGUUUAUGCAUACUUAUGAAGUCAUUUCGCUUGGCCUGUGGACAUGACUACCCAUCGGCGACCUGGUGUUUUGUAUUCGAACGGACAACGGGGCGGCCUGGUAACAGGGAACAAACACAGCAAAGAGCUCAGCUCCAGCCACAGCCAAGGCCCUGGUCUAGGUACAGAGCAGGUGGAGAAGGUCCCCACAAGAGUGAAGAUCUAACCAUAGACACUUAUCAGUACUCACCAAACAAGGGGCUUGCACAUAUGCUUGCAGCAGGUGAUGGCAAUGGAGGAGGAGGAGGAAGUGAAACAGGACUUCUUCUCCAGCAGGCAUUAAAGAGUCUUGAUGAGCUGCGGCUGGAUGAUGCUGAAAAACAGUUCCUGCGGACAUUUCGACAUGUGCAGGAAAAGUCUCCUGAUGCCUCAUGCCUGGUGCAUAUUUACACAGGGUUGGCCGAGGUGUGCACACGGCGGAGUCGCAGCUACCGCCAAAACCCUCUGGAGUGGUUGUGGCUGUGCGUGCAUGCUGGAGCCUUGCUUGGAGAAGCUGCCAAGCUCUGUCAGGGGGCCAUGGAUACUGAGCUGGACAACCAGACUAGAGACUGGCUGUCAGCCCAGCAAGAGUUUGCUGCAGGUCGAGCUCAGAAUCUCACGGACGUUGUUGCACGCACUCUGCUGAACUGGUUGAAGGAGGACUGGCGAGCAAUCAACCCAUUCCAUUCUUUUAACGUGGUCCACUCCCGGACACCAAUGACACCUUCUCAUUAUCCAUUAACUGCAAGUCAGGGUUCUGGAUUGAUGAAACCCUACCAUGCUGGCUACCUUUCUCAUGGCUUCAGUCUGGAAAGCCUGCAUGAACCUCCAGUGCAGGUCAUGAGAAGUCACUUUGGUAGUGCAAGCUGGUUCCACAGAAUCCAGUUGUACUGCCAUCGCCGAAUGCAUUCCUCUGAUGUCAAGGACAUUCUGAAAGAGGUUCUUGCUUUUGAUGAGAAUGCUAGCUCAUCAUCUGUAAAAUCCACAUCCAAACAAAACAUGGACAUGGACACAGCUUCAGGUGACAGCGAGUCCAUCUCUACUGAAGCUGUUGACUACAGUGAUGUUGUGGAACUGUCCAAGACAGACACACCUGUCAAAGAAUACUCAUUCUCUUUUGAACUGGCUUCCAGCAAUGUAGAUCAGGCUGGGUGGGAUUUCUUUCUGGAAAAGAGAAAGGACUAUGUUGUUGAAGGCAUCAUCCAGUUGGUGAUUGAGGAGGAUGAAGAAACAGAUGGUCUGCAGCCAGUAGCUGAAGAUGAAGGUGUUGUUAAUGACAUCGAAGAGGAGCAGGAGAAGGAAAUUUUCUCCCCUCUUCAAGAGAACAUGAUCAGGCUCAUGCUAGCAAAGAUCUACCACAGACUUGUUGAUCAUCUCCUAAAGGCAGAAGCAUACACCCAGGCAGAGAUUCUGUGUGAAAACAUCUUGGAGAUCAUUGAUGUUCAGGACAGUUCAUCAGAAAUGAUGCGCUUCAGUGCCCAGGUGAUGCAGAACACUGGACUUCUGUGCCUGAAGCAAGGAUUAAUCAACAAAGGACGUACUAACUUGAACAAAGCCUUGCAGCUCUUUCGUGACUUGCAGGAUCAUGACGCCCACAGGGAUGUGGCUCUGGUUCUUAUCAACCUUGGUAAUGCCUAUGUUACAGAAGAUCUCAGUGAGGACCUGUACUCGGAAGUCAUUGCCGCCAUCUGCGAGUUUUUUGAGAAGGAGGCUGCAGACGAGCAAGACUCAGGGGCAAAAGCAGAUCACAGCUCAUCAAGCAAAGACAGCUCCUCAUCCAAAGACAGAGCCAGUAUGGGCAAUGUGGAUGCAGCCAUCAGCUGCUACACAGAAGCUUUAGGAGUUCUAGAAAACAAUGAGGAGACACAGAAGGAUAUUGUAGCUCGGGCUCUUAGAAAGCUGGGAGACUGCCACUUUGUACAGAAAAGUUAUUCUGAAGCACUCGUCUUCUAUGAGAAAGCUUUGGGCCUUUUUCGACUGGCAGGCGUCUAUGGCAAAGAGGCUACGCUAGAGAAUGCCCAUGUACUGACCAUGUUGGGGGUGUCCACCUUCAUGUUGCAUGUGUACCCAAGAGCUGCACAUAUUUUUGAACUGGCCUUGCACAUGGUGAAGCAUGCAUUUGGCCUCACACUGCACACUUUUCUUCAUGGACUGCUCUUCUCACUUAUGGGCAUAACAUUUUACAAGAUGAAGUCUUACCACAAAUGUGUUUCUUUCUGCAGCCAGGCCUUUGAGACUUUCUGGAACUUGCAUGGUGAGAAGAUUCCAGACCUUGGGCAGCAGAAAUUCUGGCUGGUGUGCCAGAAUCUGUACAUUCUGGGCAACACAUACAAUAUCCUUAACCUGCAGCACAAAGCCAUCAAGUUCCUCAACAUUGGCCGCCUCUUAAUGCAAGAGAGCACUGUUGGAGAGCGGCGGCAGCACAUGCGUAUCCUGCAGAUUCUGGGCGAUUGCUAUUUUGCACAGUAUGACUACAAGACGGCACUGACCUACUACAACGAGGCAUUGGACAUUGGUGACAAACUGAGCUCUUCACAGUCAGAGUCCGAAAUGUCACGCAGUGGUAGUGGUGAGUCUGGAGCAAUGGUUUCUUCGACUGAAGACCUUGAUAUGGCACUACAUAACCAGCUUUUGAGUCGCUCUGCAGAUGCUCACAUCAGCAUGAAGCAAUAUCAGAGUGCUGUUCACUAUCUUGAGCAGGCACGUGAUAUUCAGGAUGUUUUGGAAGAGGAUAUCAAAGGGGAUCUAGUCAGUACACUUCACCAGCUGGGCCAGAUGCAUACCAUGGCAGGUCAUGUGGACAAAGCAAUUGAGUCGUACCGGGAGAGCUUGGAUGUGUUUCGUGAGUUGCAUAAUGGUCAGCUUGGCCCAGAAAUGUGUGUUACUCUGGGUAGCCUGGCUACCAUGUGCUAUGUAAAGGCAUGCAUCUGUGAGGAGAUUGAUCAGGAGUUGGAGAUGAUCCUUGCAACUGAACAGUACUUUCAGGAGUCCCUCAAGCUGGAAAUCAAGCAGUGUGUCUGUGUCAAGUAUGCCAACUUCCUGUACAGCCAAGCAAACUACGAGGAUGCUGUCCUGUAUCUGCAAGAUGCACUUAAAGCUUCUGAUGAGGAGGUGUCAGAGAUUGUCUAUGGUGGUCUGGAGAAGGUUACCCUCCCAGAAGCCCUGCAAGAUCAGGUAGAGGCUCAAGAGGAGGUCCUGCUACCUGCUCCGGCACUAGCUCACUACCUGCUCCUCCUCUCCUACAAGCAGCUGGGUCAGAUGCGGCAUGCAGAACACAGCCUGUUCGACCUGCUUGACGAGAUCUACACACACAAUGAUGAUAUUCCUUUCCUGCAAGCCAUGCUAGGGUUGGCUCUAAUGGAACUAGGGGUCUUUCGUGAGGCUGCACUUCAUUUUCGCAAUGCAGCAGAUCUUGAUCCGGAGUACAACCUUGCAAUGGAUAACUACUGUUUGUGUCUGUGUCUUGACGCCUUCAACACCCUACAGAGGGCUUUCGCAUCUAUUUUUGUUUAUCACCACAUUUGGUGUGACAACGAAACAUUUGACCAACAAAUUGCAAAGAUCAUGCAAGCAAGUGAGAACAUGUUUUAAUCAAAAACAGGUUUGGGAUCAGUUUUUGUAACAUUGCACAAAACUCAACUUCUUCUAGAGUUUUUUUUUCAAAGUGAUACAGGAAACAUCAGUAAAAAAUUGAAAGAUUGUGAACAUUAAAAUGAAAAAGUCACCAAAAAUAGUGAUAUGCAGCCAUGUACAUUUUUACUGGAAAAAAAUUUCAUGCAGUCUUCUAGUUAUUGAUGGAUGAUGAACGGCUGUUUCUUGUGUAUUGUAUGACAGGGACAUAUUCCACUUCACAUAUCUUGCUCCAACAAGAAAGGCAUUGCCAGGUGUGAAAGUAUGCAACCACUUGAAAUUGAAAAUUUGUCUUGGUCACUUCUUUCAAGCCUCUGUUUGAACUUGUAAGCACCAGCUAUUUUUUUGGAUGUCUUAAAAAUACUCACCUGGGUCUAGUUGUACAACAUACUUUAGAAGCAUGAAACUGUUCUACAGAAAGUUUUUUUCAAAAAUCGUUCUUACACUAUUUAGAUGCUUUGCACAAGUGCAUGCAAAAAAUUGUACUGAUGUGAUCAAGUCUGGUUAAACAAUUUUAUCUUUUUAAAAACAAUUUUAGUUCUAAAAACAUUUUAAAAUGUGCUCUUUCUAUAUUAUUUAUUAUCUAAAUAGAUUUUAAGGCCAUAAAGUGUUAAAAAUUAGAAAUGUGUUGUGUAACUGGCUUGAGAACUUAAAAAAGACAUUUAACUUGGUUGAUUUUUCAAUCUGUUUUCUUAUCUGCUGUCUUUCAAAGGUGUAUAUCUUCACAUUUAUUGUUGGUGUUUUGUUUUUAUGUUAGACUUAUAAACCUUUUUUAUAAAAAAGAAAAAUCUUCACAACUUUCUAGCUUUUCAUUAAUUUACUGAAGAGAUUUUUUUUCCUUUUAUGGAUGACUUGAAAUGCAUAAAACAUAUUAGGUCAUUAAGCCAAUUUAUUCCUGAAAAUGCAGGAUGUUUAAAGAGACACCCUGUCUGCAAAGUAAUGCAGUGUGGUUUCACAUGAAUGUUACUGCACAAAUCUUAAGACAUGCAUUACAAACUGAAAAAAAAUAAAAUGUUUUGAGCAGAUUCAUGUUGACACCCAUCUCAAGGAUGAACACGAAUUUAAGGGUACAUUUAAGGCAGAAAGGUAUUUAUCAUGUUUUACACCUAUGUCAAUUUUUUUUACAUGUUAUAGACAACAUGUACAUAAAUUAACAUGUUCAUACAAGGUAUGUAAUGACAUUAUCAAAUGGUGAUUACCACUGUUUCUGCUAGGAUCUUUUUAUAGGUGCCUAAACACUAUUAGAUGGCAAAUCUGUCCACUUAAAUAAUCUAUGCACAGCUUUUGAGAGUAAAUAUACAUACAAUUUUUGCUGGCUCUUAUAGUUUUUCUAAGGCUAUAUUUAAAAAAUAAUUCAAUGUGAAGUACUAGCACUGUUUUGUAGUAUCUCCUGUUAUUUUUUUUUUUUACAUAAUGAAUCUCCACAAAUGGUUGUGCUAUUUGACCCUAUGUUGCAUAAUAUUUUGCAUACAAUGAUCCUGUAUUUCAGAUGUAUUUGAAAGGAUCUGCUUCAGGGCAGUAGAAAAUGCACUUGGCAUUUGUUAAUAGGGAACCGUCUCCAGGGAACAAUGCUAAUGACUGUAAAGAGGACUACUGAGUAUGAGAACUGAGCAUUUAGUAAGGCUCCAUGGCAAAUGAAGUUGACAAUGAUAAGAUCUCUGUGGCAGCCAAUUUAGCAGCAGAUGAUUAUGCAUUUUUGGAGAUCAUAUCAGUACAUUCCAGUUAUGAAAACUUUUAGUGGUUUGUCAACAAUAUAUUCAAUGGCAGGAUAAUGUGGAACUGAAAGUACAGGUUAUGCUUGCAGGUGUGCAUGUGUGGCAGAAGGAAAAAAAAAAGAGAGGAAUUAUGAACUGUUAAAUGAAAAAUCGAUUGAAAAUGGCAUCAAUCCACUAAAAAUGACUUUGGUCAGGACUUUGUGUUCUACUGUAGAAACCUUUUGCAAUUAUUGUGAUUUCCAAGAUUCAGUGUCAUGCUGUCUCAUUAGUUGUGAUGUGAGGUAUUUGAUUUUUAUUGAUUUGCUUGUGAUAAUUUUACAAAACUAGCGCUCUAAAUUUCGGUGAGUAGAAAGCUCUUUGUCUCCACUACCAGAAUAUCCGGUUAUUUGAAAUACAGAACAGCUAACAUAAAAUGUCCUUUCCUGCCUUUUUUGUAGGUUUUUUUUUUAAAUUCCAGGACUUCAAUCUAUAUACUGACUUAAAAUGCACCAUUUCUGUCCUAUGCUUUUGAAGCUGGAGGCAGUCAACACCAUUUUGAGUAAAUUCAGGGUGAUAUAGUGUAGCAGGCAUUACAUUGCACUAUUCAGUUAACAGUAGCAUAGACCGGUGGUUCUCAAAGUGUGGUCAUAUGUCAGCAAAGUGAUGUUUAAAUCACCAGAUACGUUAAUUAGUCCAGUAUUCAUUUCACACAAGUUUUAAUUUUAUCAAUGUUCAACUGCUCAUUCGCAUAAAAUGGUUGCUUACCAACUAAGUCUUUAUGUCAAAGCGCGAGCAUUGCGUCAUUUGUUACCUCUUAGUAACAAAGUGCAUUUCCUUAUUUUUAAUUUUAUGUGUACUUUGCUAGUAUUCAAUUUUAUGUAAACUUUAUUAUGAUACUACUGUCACAAAAGUACAUUUUGUUUCGAACUGUUAAGAAACAGAUGCGUCAAUUUAAGUUUGAAAUUCACAGUACAGAGUGAUUUUAGGUCUUGGUGGUCCGCCAUAUUUUUUACUUUAGUAAAGUGGUCCAUGGCCUGAAAUAUUUUGAGAAUCACUGGCAUAGACACAUAGGUCAAGAAAUUUGCAGACCAUACAUAAAAUUAUCAGGAUUUUUAAGCAACAAUUUCCCUAAUAUGAUGGAUAGCAUAAGGUUUCUGUAAAUGACACAAGUAUGAAGGUCCUUAUAAAGUCAUGAUUAUAAAGGUCUUUGAAUCUAAUUAUGGUUGCAGUUGCACUGCUGUUUGAUUUGCUUUAUCUUUAGCGAGUUACCUUUUCUUUAUGUGUAUUUUUCAGACCUAAUUUUCAUUUUGGUAUAAAGCUGAGUUUAGACUUCUGGUUGUACUAUAUCAAAUAUCUGGGAUUUUUGAAUUGUAGAUUCUACUGGAUAUUUGUGCUAAGCUUGAACUAUAUAUACAAUACUGAUAAUCUCAUAUAACUGGGAUAUCAGUCUUUUUCCAAAUAAUCCCAGAAUAUACAUGUUAUACAGUGUAGGUUUGGAUAAAUUUUCAUAUAUGCUUAGAAAUACUUUUACUACUGAUUGCAAAUGUCACCAUAAAAUAUAACAGCAUUGGAAUUAAAUUAAAGUAAGAGGUAAACACAUUUAGUUCUUUACAGUAUGUAAUAUACUAUUCAUCAUACCUUCAUUUAAAACUGAAGAAACACUCGUUGCAGUAUUUUCUCAUAUCUCAAAGACGUAAAAAGCCAUUAUAAAAACAAAUCUCUUUCUGCUGCUUCCACAUAUGCUAAGCAGAAAUUCAGCAUGUUUAGCCUCAUGCAUAUUUGAAAGUUAAUACUGAUAUAAUUCUUUUCAAUAUAAGGAUAAUGAUAGCAGUCUUUGCUAAGCUAAGCAUUUGUUUACAUUAUUGUCGUACUCUUUAAUAUACUUUAUAUCUACAUUCCUUUAUUUGCAGUGUUUUAUAAACUCAAAACACUUGCUUUUGAUUAAAAGUUUGCGAUGUGCUUUAUUGUACAUGGCACCAAGAUGUAUUUGAAGCCAUUUAUUUGCUCGCUUGUCUUCUUAAUAAACACAACCUUAUUGGUUAUAGA